AAAGGGACCGCAGCACCCGGCACUCGACACCAUGCAAAAACGCAAUUGAAUAUCAAAAACUUGCAAAGCAGUGGGCAUGCUGCUACUUCAUGUGUCGGUACGAGCUCCUCGGUUGCUUGAUCCUCUACAUUCAGGAUCUCCAUGCGAAGGCAAAAGGAACCGCUCCACGUGGUAAUAAGCCUCGAGAAGCUCCAAGAUGCUACACGAGAUCCUCCUUGCCUUAUCAGGGCACCCUUCGCCCCUCCUGCCCCCUCCCGCAAGCAAAUUCGAUCCGGCGGCCAUAAGCCAGACAUUUCCGCUUCUUUCACCCCCGGAGAGAGCGCUACUGUCAUCUUUAGCUUGGCUUAGUGAACUACACAGGAGAGUGCGAGAUCACACUUCGAGCAUAUCCUCUUCACAUCCGUCAACUAUCUGUCGUGCCGUGUCAACCGCCAUAGCCUCGAAGCAUUUGGAUCGGUUCCAACAAAAGAUUGUAGAUGUGGAGAGGCAAAUGCUGAGGAAAGAUGGUGGAUCACCAAACGAGUACGAGAUCAUGCCACUAUCUCUCAUUGUCACAGAGUUUGAAGAAUGGAUACGUCGAAUGGAAUGGCUCUGGGACCUUGUAUAUUUUAUGAUGCCGGUCGAAAAUGUCGUUGCCGAUCAGAAGCGGGGACUUAAAAGUACCAAUGGACAAUGCUCGGGAGCUGCCAUUAUCGAGAAGCUGAGAAAGGAAGCUCGUACAGGGUUUCCUGAUAUUCAUGAUGCCGCAACCGACCUAAGCAGGGCCGCAGAAACGGCUUGGUUGAGGCAGCUGUCGAGCUGGCUGCUGUACGGACGACUGCCAAAAUUCGGCGGAGAAGACUUCUUCAUACAAGAAGAAACUCCAAACGAAGCCGACUCGAAAGGAACACCUAUCUUUACUAUAUCAGAGAGGCUGCGGCCGCAAUUCGUUACGCCAGCAACUGCUUCUUCGAUACUUUUCAUUGGGAGAUCCUUAAACCACAUUAGGAUAAAGUCUCACUCCUCUGGAAGCACCAUCUCUGGGAACUCGAGUUCUCCAGAGCUAGUUUUACUUCCUGCUCAUCUGAGUUACCUUUCCUCGCUGUCAUCACCCUUAACGGCGUCUUCACUUUCCCGCGUUAUCGCGAACAUUCGGUUCUCACUCUCGCAAAAUGCAUUGCAGCAUUUGCUUCCGGUGCCCAAAACCCUGGAAAUACUUCGAUUACUGCGAGAAUUCUUCCUGCUCGGCCGCGGAGAAUUUGCAGUAACCUUAAUUACUGAAGCCGAUGAGCAGCUCAACUCACGCCAUCGCCAGUCCAGUCGCAUACGUCAAGCCAAAGGCGGCGAUAAUCUCAAAGGGGUUCUUGUAAGAGACGGAGAAGUCAAUGCAACUUUAGCAAGGACUUGGGCGGCAUUAUCAUCAUAUGCUCCCUACGACGAUGAAGUAGAUGAUAAACUUGAACUUGCCCGCGACUUGGUCCAUUUGACUUUGCCCAAGCAAUCACCAGUAGCGUCAGGCGGGGCCCACCGCCGCAACGAAGACGACAAAGCCUCCAAACUUCAGACCCAUACUCGCUUUAACGACCUGUUGUUCUCAUCUCCAGUGGACUUGACAUUAAUCAUUCCCUCGCCGUUGGAUCUGUUCCUAAGCGACACUGAUCUACAAACCUACUCCGAAAUUAAUGCCUACCUCCUCUCCAUUCGACGCGCUCACCACCACUUGACAAGCCUAUGGAAACAUAGUACCCUUCGCCGCUCGCAUCCGCAACCACCUACCCUGCUAUACAGCAACACUCGAAAAGAUGCAGAAGGCAAUCAGCGCCAGCGCCAGCGGGAAAGUAAGAGAGCGCGAGAGAUGCGUAAAAUCUGGGCCACAUGCAGCGCCACAGUCUUUUUGCUAUCUGAAAUCGAAAGCUAUUUCCAAGGCGAAGUCGUUGAAGGCUCUUGGGAAGCACUUCGCUCGUGGGUUGAGAAUCCACCAUCCACACCAAACACAGCAAUUUCUACUACCACUACUUCUUCUCCCAAAUCCAGCAAGACCCCUAUACUUCCGCCGGUGACAGGAUCCAACAUUUCCAGAACCCCUGUUCCUUCGAUGCCCGUUCCACCAACAAAGCAUGCAUCAUCUUCAUCAUCAACCAACAACAACGAAUUAAACGACUCUGAUACCACCAAUCCACACCAACCUUCCACACGGCCGCACGAUCCCGAGUCAUUAUCCCGUGCUCAUAGGGUGUUUCUAUCCACACUCAAGUCCUCACUCUUGCUCGACGACGGGCCAUUUGCAGCGCACAUGCGAUCUACUCUCGCACACGUCGACCACUUGGUCGCUCUCGUGACGCGCCUGCAAACCGUGCAGCAAAACCUCGAUCUCGAAGCAGAUGAGGCCGUCAUUGUCGACGCGCUCGCCAAUCAUGCUGCUGAAGAACGCACUCUGCUUGUCGAGCUCGAAGGCGCUCGUGAGCGCGUCGAACGCGCGUCCCGACGCCUCGUUGGCCGAUUAAGAGAAUAUGAUGCCCAGGAGCAUACCGGCCGUGCGGAUCAUGCUGAUGAACAUAUCGCGACUGGCGACGGCGAACUUGGCGCCGAUACAGGUAUUGGCGGCACAGUAUCGGGAAGCAUCACUGGCGACGAAGACUACUUUGAGCCUUUCGCUGGGGCAGGUGUGGAUCGAUUGCUAAUGAAGCUUGAUUUCGGCAGUCUCAUGGCCGAGAAUGAUGUCCUUGGACCAGAUCAUGUGGGGUUUGAUUGAUCCUGCUGCGGCCCUCGCUUCAUCUGUUAAAAUCAUGUCAAUUACCGGGCUCUGGCGACCAUAUUUACUUUUUAUUAAAACUAGGAUGAAAAUUUCGGCGAGAUAAGGAACAGCGUGGCUGGCGUUAACAGGGCAGAUUUACAGUGCGCUAUGCAUGGCAUUAUGGCUUCUACAUAUAUUGUACUCUUCUACUCACACAUUCGUUGUUUCUAGCAUUGCUUUUAUAUACCUGCGCUUACUCUCCCUCUGUCGAGCUAGAAAGAAUACCGCGAUUCGAAAGAUGGCUACAAAGUUCACAAGAGCUGG
Molecule: messenger RNA, 3037 nt
Organism: Xylona heveae TC161
Lineage: Eukaryota; Fungi; Ascomycota; Xylonomycetes; Xylonales; Xylonaceae
Exons: 2
Coding region: 197-2731 (844 amino acids)
Biological process (GO): spindle assembly; microtubule nucleation; cytoplasmic microtubule organization
Cellular component (GO): equatorial microtubule organizing center; gamma-tubulin complex; spindle pole
Molecular function (GO): gamma-tubulin binding; microtubule minus-end binding
Source: RefSeq, a predicted model, not a curated record